CUGUUGACGAUACUUUGUAUAAACACGCAUGUUGCAUGAAGCUGCAUGUUCAAUAUUAAUUAUUAAAUAUCAUUAAACUAUAAAUUAAUUAUUUAAAAAAAAUAAAUAUGAAACUUUUAACACAUAAUAUGUUGUCAUCUAAGUGUCUCAAAGGAGUCAAUGUUGGAUAUCCACUUGGUAUUGUGGCUAAGGAUAUCAAAGUACUUGAGGUAGAUUUUAAUUCAGAAUUUAUUGCAAGGAUUAUUCCAAAAUUGGACUGGCCAACUUUGUGGAAGGCAGCUGAAAGUAUUGGACAUGUUGGUGAAUUGCCAGUGGAACUAAUUCAAGAUUAUGAAUCUAAUGAAGAUUUUUUAAAGAAAGUUCAUCAUGUUUUACUUGAGGUUGAAGUCGUAAAUGGUGAUUUACUUUGUCCAGAGUCUGGACGUAAAUUUCCAAUUAAUGAUGGUAUACCUAAUAUGUUACUUAAUGAAGAUGAAGCAUAGGUAUUUUAAUUAUCGUUAUGAAAAUUAAAAUUAAAAAAUAAAUUUACAACAAUAAUAAUAAUGCAAAAAAUGUAAAUUUUAUUACAACGAAAACAUUCUAAUAUCAAUAUUAAUUUUGUUAAUAAUUAAGUAAUAAAAAUAACUAUUACAAAAGUAAAAAAA
Molecule: messenger RNA, 644 nt
Organism: Aphidius gifuensis
Lineage: Eukaryota; Metazoa; Arthropoda; Insecta; Hymenoptera; Braconidae
Gene: Trmt112
Product: multifunctional methyltransferase subunit TRM112-like protein
Exons: 3
Coding region: 108-482 (124 amino acids)
Biological process (GO): peptidyl-glutamine methylation; tRNA methylation; rRNA (guanine-N7)-methylation
Molecular function (GO): protein heterodimerization activity
Source: RefSeq, a predicted model, not a curated record